This is a messenger RNA of Lineus longissimus, 2100 nucleotides long. RefSeq lists its product as uncharacterized. The record is from RefSeq and is a predicted model, not a curated record. Gene Ontology annotation, molecular function: transmembrane transporter activity. NCBI's taxonomy places the organism in Eukaryota, Metazoa, Nemertea, Pilidiophora, Heteronemertea, Lineidae. The transcript is spliced from 8 exons. Gene Ontology annotation, biological process: transport. Gene Ontology annotation, cellular component: mitochondrion. Bases 130 to 975 code for a protein of 281 amino acids.
CCUACCAGUGCCUCCAAAUUAUCAGCAGGAUUUUCAUGAAUACUUAUUUUGCCAUUGUUUUUUUUAUGCUGCUGUUGAUGUUUUCUCUGCCCUAGGCCUUCGUUUCGAGGCCGUGGUGUCCCAGGUGUCAUGACUCACAAUGAAGAAAGGUCACAUUGGGUAAAGGAAGGGACUAUUGGGCUUGGAGUGGGAAUUCUGUAUGGCGUCACUAAUGUCUGUGUGGGACAUCCGUUCGAUACAAUCAAAACCAAGAUGCAAGCUCAAGCUGGAUUUGAGAGGAAUGGUAUGGCGCAGACCUUUUUGAAAACAUUAAAAACCCAGGGCCCUGUUGGCCUUUACAGAGGGUGUAUUCCACCAUUGUGGGGUUCAGGACUCUUUAGAUCAGCCCAGUUUGCUGUGUUUGAAGGAGUGUACACUUAUCUGGAUAACAACUUUGGAAAGGCUGAGCUCCCCCUUACAGCUGGUUUACAAGUCCGUGUGGUUCUUGGAGGAGCAAUUGCAUCGACAUGUAGGGCUAUAAUUGAAACACCAUUAGAAUAUGCCAAGAUUAGGAGACAGACACAGCAGAGUUGGAAGUUUAGAGCCCUGUAUACGGGAUUUGGAGUAACAUGGUGUCGCACUAUGGGUCUCAUGGGAACCUAUUUCAUUCUACUGGACAGUAGUAGAAGACAUUGCUCAGAACUAUUCAAAAGACCACUCCUUGGUCCGUUUAUGUUAUCAGGAGUAGCAGCAACUCUGGCUUGGUGGAUUGUGUGGCCACUAGAGUAUAUGAAAUCACAAGUUCAAGGAAAUUAUGGAAAAAACAUUCCAGUGGUAAAGAGGAUGCGGUUCGUCAUCAAAGAAAAGGGAAGUUUCUUGGCGCUGUACCGCGGACUGUGGCCCGGAACGAUACGCAGCUUCCUUGCAAAUGGGACAAGUAUGAUUGUGAUGCAAUGGGCCCAGCGGAAGGUUUCAAAACUGGGUUUACGGGACUAAGAGGAUUCAAAGCUCAAUAGUUUGGUGAUAGGUUUUAAUUUCAUUUUAGUUUUCUGCAUACGAAAUAUUGCCACAGCUGGAAUUCCAGGUACAAUUUACAGCUUUCUUGCCAUUUUGAUACAAAUUUUUGCAUGAAGGAGGAUACAAGAGGUGCAUAAUGGCCGAGUUCAUAUGGUGGAUGAAGUGGUUGAACACCUAAAAUUCAUCACAAUUUCUUCCUCGUGGAAUGAAUCGGCAAAUAAGUUACGAGUAACAUGCUUUAUCAUGCACUGAAGAAGCCUAAGCGAGUCACCUGCGAUUAUGUAAUCACUAAUACAAAGGGAGUUCAUCCAGAUCAGUGCAAGAACUGGUAUUGUAGUAGUAGUGAACAUUGUGACCCUUUGUAAUUAGAAGACUCUGCAGUAUGAAGCCAAGGUUACCCAAAUUAGUCAAUAGCAUUCCGCGAAGUUACUAUUUAUAGCUCACAAGGUCAUUUGCAUAAGAUAUUGAUGACGUUUUAGUCACGUGACAGUCGGACAUUGACACUUAUUUCUACGCAUUUGAGCAUAUUUCAAAGUCAAUUAUCUUUGAUCCUGCAUUGUUUUUAGCAUGAAUGAUACCAUAGAGUCAGAGAGAGAAAUAUUCAGAACAAUUAUGUAGUAUUUCCAACACUCGGACAUGUGCCAGAUUGAAUCUAACUGCCCUAGUUAGAAAGCCUGAAUCCAUUACGAAACCGCAUGUUUGUCCGACAUUGCCUGUAAUUCAGCGAUGGGGAAAUAGAGGGCAGCAGCUGCAGUGACGUCAUCUUCGCGGAAUGCUAUUGGAAGGGGUGGAGCGCUGCAGACUUCACCGACACCAUUUUGCUUUCACUUGCUUUUGUUAACUCUCUUAGUCUUUAUGGAGGACUGUCUCAAAAUAUUGUAAUGUCAGGCCAACACUGAAAAGUUAACAUGAGCGUUCAUGAGUAGAGUGUGGUUCUGUGAUGUAUCAGAAAUUUUUUAUAAACAUCCUACAAAACGUUCAUUGAAAUAUACCUAUUGCAAUAUUUUACCACUGCUUUAUCUCACAACACUUAUAAUAAUAAUAAUGUCACUUGUAUACAUUCUAUGCAUUUCCUGUAAAUAAAAGCACAAAAAAGUGGUUAGA